This is a messenger RNA of Ctenopharyngodon idella (grass carp), 6501 nucleotides long. RefSeq names its product adhesion molecule with Ig-like domain 1 (gene amigo1). Gene Ontology annotation, biological process: brain development. NCBI's taxonomy places the organism in Eukaryota, Metazoa, Chordata, Actinopteri, Cypriniformes, Xenocyprididae. The transcript is spliced from 2 exons. Bases 1342 to 2856 code for a protein of 504 amino acids. Gene Ontology annotation, molecular function: protein binding. The record is from RefSeq and is a predicted model, not a curated record.
GCAGAGAAGACAAGCGAUCUCAGUAUCAGUAAAGCUAAAAUAUCAGUAUCAGAUAUCAGUAAGAUGUGUCUAGCAAAUUAGUCACUGCGGCUCUAUUCUGGGAAGUUGUGGAAUUAUUUAUUUCUGGCAUUUUUAGUUAACAUGAUGCAUCCAGAGACUUUUAUUCAUGGGAAGUUGUUUUGAGAGAAAUUCUGUUAGACAAAAGGAGAAAGGCAAUUAAUUAAAGACCGGACUAAUGCAAUUACGUAUGCGAGAGUGCAAUUACAAACCUGCAGGAGCAUCAGUGUCAGCCUGUCGCCUACUCUCCUGGGUUUUCAUGGAAGAGAAUUACAUACUCCCUUGCGUAAGAGAUUAUUGCUUGAUGUUUGUUAUAAGUGACAAGUUUCUUUUGAUAUUUAUCUUUUACUAUGAUGUGUAUCAUAUUUAAAAGCUCUAAUAUUGAUAAUAAUAUAAUACAAUUUUAAUUGCUUACAUUAAACAAAAGUGUAAAGAAAACAUAUUUUUUGAUUAUCAUUUCCAUUCCCCUGCAAUUGCCUAAUGCCUGUUAGAAAAUCCAUUUUAAGAUGCUACUGUGUUGGCUUCUAGCUGGUAUAAGAUGGUGUAAGCCAAUCAUUUGCUGUUUAACCAGCUACCACUAUAAACUGGAUUUUCCAACAUACAGUACAUACAUACAUAGGACAUAAUGCUACAUACAUACAUAAAUAGUUUACAGCUUUCCUAUAGGCUCUUGUUGACUAACUGAAAAAUAUUUGACUGAUUUAAAUUUUUGUUGUUGUUGUUGUUUCCCGCCGGUUACGAUUUUGACCAGGAAUACUAGGCCUAUUUUCUUUUUUUUUUUCUUUUUUUUUUUUAUUAAAGAAAAGACGUAAUUCUUUCAUAAAAUACAUGUGCUCAUUCAGCUGAAAAAAAUAAAUGUUGCAAUUAAGUAGGAUGUAACUCAACGAGAACACGCCGCCAGUGAGCCUGAAAGAUGGACCGCGGAUGCUUCGCCUAUGCGGACACAGACUCAAGUGCUCCAGUAGGCUAGGAGCCGUUGGGAGUGUGUGUGUGUGUGUGUGUGUGUGUGUGUGUGUGCAGGUCUGCUCAUGCGCCCAUGAAGAGAUGCUGCUGCUGAUCAGAGGUGUGUGCGCUGCGGCGGGCUUAUUUACACCCGUUCAGGCACACUGCAUCAAAGAAAAGCUCUGGCGCUCCUUAGGAAAUGGACUUUCUAAAGGGAUUCAUGUGUCUUUCCGGUGAUACAUCUCAAGCUCUAAAUUUGCCUCAUCAGUCCCACAGGCUGUUCCUCCAAACAGUGUGGAAAGGAUUUAAACAGCCACAUUAUUGAAGAGGAUUUUCUGACUUAUGCAACAUCCACAUUCUAACUGCAUGUCAGAAAUGCCCCCUUCCAUUAAGUGGUGCAUUAGGCGGGCUGUCUGCUUGUCCUUUAUUCUUGCACUGAUCCCCAGGACCAGAGGAUCGACUCUGAAUUGUCACAAAAUGUGCAUAUGCGCCAGUAACAUUGUCAGCUGCUCCAAGAUGAACCUGACGAUGGUUCCAUCCGACCUGCCUAACUACACAGCUGUGCUUGACAUUAGUUUUAAUGAGAUAACCGGACUACGUGCACAGUGGACCAAGCACAAACUCCCCAAACUCCACAACCUCUUGCUCAGCCACAACGGUUUGUCGUUCCUCUCUUCGGAGGCGUUCGUUUUCGUAAGAAAACUGCGCUUCUUGGAUCUGUCGUCAAAUAAUCUGCGACAGCUAGACGAGUUAAUUUUCGAGCCACUGACAGAUCUGGAGGUUUUGCUGCUCUACAACAAUCACAUCUCGCAGAUCGACCGCACGGCCUUCUCGGGCCUCGACAGCCUGCAGAAGCUCUACCUGAGCCAGAACCUGGUGUCCCGCUUCCCCCUGGAGCUCCUCAAGGACAAGAACCGACUGGACAAGCUGAGCCUGUUGGACUUGUCUUCCAAUCGGAUCAAAGUUCUCCCCAUUCAUGACCUCCAGGCACUACCGGCCUGGAUCAAGAACGGGCUAUACUUCCACAACAACUCCCUCAUCUGCGACUGUGAGCUGUACAGUUUGAUGGCUCACUGGUAUAUCCGACGACUCAAUUCGGCUCUAGACUUCAAGGACGACCACACCUGUGUGCAUCCCGGCCCGGAUAAACGGGUGCUGCGUUUGUAUGAUCUCAACACUCAUAUGAAUUGCAGCACGUUUAAAGAAACUGACGAAGAAGCUUAUUUGGACCAGACACUCACCCUUGGCUGUGACACCCGGCAUCGGGACAUGUUAAAGACAUGGAUGCUACCUGGAAACAUCUUGUUAUCUCCUGGCAAUAACCACAGCGCUGUGGUUCUCCCAGAUGGCAGACUUGAGAUAAAAUCAAUCCGACCUGAGGACUCAGGUGUGUACACUUGCUUCGCCGUGAGUGAAUACCUCAACGAAACGCUCUACGUGGUGGUCAAAGUCCACAACUUUACCCUCAGUGGCAACGGCGACACCCUCAACACUGCUUACACCACCUUGGUGGGUUGCCUGGCUAGCGUGGUCCUGGUUCUUAUCUAUCUGUACCUGACGCCCUGUCGCUGCUUCUGCUGUCCCGACCAGGGCAAAUCGAAGAAUCAUCAUGAAGACAGCAUCCACUCCUCCAUGCUCAGCGCCACCCCGACGCACGACGAUAUGGCAACCAAAGCAGAGCUCAACAGGCACGUGGCCUUCAUAGACCCCAAGGACCUGCAGGGACAGAACGGAAAAGUGAAUCCUAAUGGAGAGGAAGAAGUAGAUGAGGAGGCCAUGCAGGGAAAAGGAAAGCGGAAGAAAUCGGUGGCAGACUCAAUUAGUUCUGUCUUUUCUGAUACUCCCAUUGUAGUCUGAGGGAGGAUGUGUAUUUUUGGCUGGAGACAGUUCAUUGUUGUGACUUUCUCGGACAAAGAGACUGAAGUACAGUUUGCCAUCCUCAGUGUUUGGCUGUUUCUGCAAAACCUUUCCAGCAUUUUAAUCUGUAGCACUUAAGUAUAUACUGUGAAAAGGUCUUGCCAUAUUAGUGGAAUCUAAACUUGGAGUGUUUAGAUGUUCCUGUGAGUUUAGGCCGACUAAGUGUGACUAGAGGUAGUCUGGGUAAACAUCACAUGCAAUCUGCAAUUUCUCAAUGAUCAAGCUAGGAGGCUAGGUUGAGAAACAUUAAUACAUCCACUAUAUAAUCGCAUCAUAAGCAUGAGCUUUGCAGACUGCUAAUGUUAAGAAGAAUAUAGCAUAGAAUGAAGCCCUUGUAGCUAAUCAUAUUUACCACCUUUAUGCUAACUGACCGACCUUACCACUUUAUGUAAAGCCAUAUGCCGUUGGUCACUGCAGGGGGAAAGCAAUGCACUUGAUAGUACAGUCACAAGAAAAUGAUGGAAAAGUAUCUGUCUCUAUGGCACAUUGCUAGUUUUUUUGUGAAUGAAAGAGUUGAACAGUGAACUGAGUGACUAUGUAACACCCAUAUGAUGAUACUUAUAUAAUUACCAAUUACUGAUAUAUGGCUAUGGAAAAAUAAAAUCCUUAUCAAACUGGAUUGGCUGGUUGAAUCUAGACUCUUUCCGUCCAAUUUCAUUAGCAAUUUUAGAUAGAUAUAUAUAAUUGUCUUUACAUUUAAAUGUUUGAUUCCAAUCACAAAAUUGUAACUACAUCUUACAGUAUAUCAAACUAUAUGUAAAUACAGCACCAAAAAAUUGUGAUUUUGGCUAACUCUCGCAAAAAUUCAUAGAAUCUGUCACGACACCCAGAAAGUGACAUAUAAUGCAAUCUUUUAAUAGAAUGGUGUGUCGCAUUCUCAUCUCUAAAGCUAUAAUGAUUUGAGCCUGGAUUGAUCAGCCAAAACAGUUUCGGACACUCAGACCUCUUCUCACUCUGCGUUCAUUUGCACUUGUGGUGGUUGGAGUCAGUGCUGACUCAUCCAUUGUCAGAAUGGAUGUCAUUUUUUUUUUUUUUUUUUUUUUUUGAGCCCUUGAAGCGCUGAUGUAAUCUUCAUCACAUAAAAGCCAAAGGCUGAGGGAUUUUUUUUUUUUUAACUUUAACCAUUAUAAUUUAAAUACGUUUUCUGAAUGAAUUAAAAUCAAGGUUGAACUCAGGUCAAAACGCGGUGAUUAGUCAAUCCCCCUCAUGUUCUUGUAUUCUAAAUUAUUACUACAGGCAUAUAGCAGUGAUCUCUCAAAGACCGAUAUUAUAGUUGAAUAAACAAUGCCAUAGGUAUCUAAAUGAGAAUGCUAUGAAUGACUCAUAAUGUAAUGCAUAAAGCUUGCCUGCUGUGCUCAAGGAAGAUGUGUGUAGAUCCAUUCCAAUCAUAUAUCAACAAUACGCAUUUCUGUUACAACAUUAUUGUCCUGGUGGACUUGAAAGCCAUGAUAAGGCUGUUCUAGAACGUCCAGCGUUGUGUACACCAUGUCUAGAACCCUUAAUUCUUGGAAUUCUGCUUCCAUUCUUCUGUUCCUGGAAAGAAAUCAGUCAAAUCUCAUGCGUUAACCAUAACCACAUAUUUAUAACAGGGUCUGAUUGGGUUCAGCAGGAGCAAUCUUAGUUUCCUUCGACCUCUUUCCCUAGUAACAUCGUAAUUACAUCCUGUUUUGCGAGCGAGGGAGUGGGUGAAGCUAUUAAAUGUUUGAUCGGUGGAUGAACUCACAAACAGUAUUAUCUCAGGGAGAGGGAAUGACAGAUAAUAGCAGCUAUGGCAGACUGCAGUCAUGGACAGUUGCGGUCUCUCUUACACAUCUCUCCAGCUGCAAUCCAAAAUUAGUGUUGAGGGGAGGGAAAGGCCUUACCAUCACAAGCACUGUGGGAGGAGGCCUGAGAUCUCUGUGGUCUGCUUGCAAAGAGAAAGAAAAGCCAAGUGCUCCCCCUAAAACCACAUGCAGCAGCUUUUCGCCCCCUGUCGUGUGUGUGUUCUUCUAAAGUGUGUCCUUGGCUAUUUCGCUACGAGCAGAGUUCUUGUGAAAGACCACUGUUCAUUACUCAGCAUUUGACAGUACAUCUGUGCUUUUUGUAUGUGUAAACAGUGUUUGUUUUUACAGUGUUUAUGAGAUUGUGUCAUUUUAGGUAGCCUUUUUCCCCCCUUGAGGUUCCAAAGAGACUGAAUUCCUUGUUCUUCUGUGUAUUGUUGUUCCUAUACAGUUGUCUAGAUUCCACUUGUGACUGUAGGAUAUUGGUAAACCUAUUUUAAUGACACUGACUGUAAAGGUUUUUUUCUGUCAUGUAUUUUGAAAUCUGAUCAUCUAUUUGUCUAAUACAUGUUGUUAUUUAGGCACAUAAAUUGAGAUUUUUUAGUGUCAGUAAAUUAAAUCUCAAGAAGCAUCACAGACUGUAUCAAGUACCAAAACUUUACAUUCAUUGUUGCAUUCAUUGUUUAAAUUUCUAAAGUCAGCGUGAAUCGCCGUUCUCAACCCAUUUGACUUUUGUAAUCAGCUAUAUUUCCAAUUGAAACAUGAUAUUCAACAAGAAAAAACAAUUUAGGAUAGGAAAUUGAUUGGAUUGUGAAAAGUGGCUGUUAUAACCCAUGUGACAUCCAUGAAAAAGUUGCAUCAGAGGAAGGUCAAGUUAGAGCAAUGAGUUUUUUCCUUGAAAUAACCAACAAAUCAUUCAAAAUAAAACAUGAAAUGUGCGUUAAGAAAGUAAAAAGGGUGAAUUUUGAUUUCUUGUUGACUUGCAGCCUCUCAGAAGGUCAAGAUGGACAAUAUUAGAAGUACUUCUGCUAAUGCUGACUCACAAAACUGUGCAAUAUUAGCUUUAGUACUGUUCACACAUAGUACGAUAACUAUAAAGGUUUAAUAGUCAUUCUAAUUUUUUGAGAAUAAUGGAGUCCAGACGUCAACAAUAACAAUAACGACACAGAAGAAUGAUAUCGUUGGAAUCACUUUCAGAUAUUUUCAAUUUGAUGAACGAUAAAAACAUUGACAACCAAUCAGAAUCCGUAGGGGUGGACACUAAUAUAGUUAUCAUUCUCGGUGUGAACGGGCCUAAAACUCUGCACUCUUGGUACUAGAGACUAUAUCAAGUCCCUUCUGUCCUAUGCUAACACAUGUAGACUAUUAAAACUCUAGAUUAACAGAACAGAACUCAAAACAAGCGAUCAUUGGGCAUUUUAUAGUUUGUGACAGUAAACUAUAUUUGAGCACAUAAAAACAGAGGUAAACCAACACAAAUCUACAAAAUCACAGUAAUGCAGACAUAUCAGUACCAAUUCUUAGUAAGCAAGAAUCCUGAUAUACUUAGAUUUUGCUAAUAAACCGUGCGAAUUCUAAAAGGUUUGAGAUCUAAAGUCUCAGCUAUCAUUACUAGUCUCUGAGAGCGAGAACAGAAAUGUCAGGUCCAGCAUUAGAGCUAGAGGCCUCGCUGUUAAAGCUUAUUUAGUCUGAAUGUCAAAUACGAGACUGAUGAGUGCCGGGUGGCGUGUAUUCCUGAAAACUGAAACUGAUUCUGGAUCAGCAGUCCACAUGGACGUAUACCUGUGAGAAGUAUUAUUUAUCAAUAAAAUAAAAAUGAAAUUGA